GUGGGCUCCAUAUAAAGAGGCAGGCGGCCAGCUAAAGGCAGUUACUCCCUGCUUUACGCACAGAGAGCCAAGGGCUAAACUGGAUCUGGCAGGAGAAGAAGGGACAGGGACAAUUGGACACAUCUUUACAAUACUCCCUCUCCCCAUCUCAACACAGCACAUCGCGGAUUCUUUUCAUACAACCAAUUUGUGAUCAUAACAAAUACUGACUACUGGCAGACCUUUUUUUUUUUUUUUACUUUUGCUUUUCUUGUUCUUGGGGACAUCAACAAGUCAAGAGAGACAUCGGGAGAACACUAUAUCCCAACUGGAAUUACACAUUGGAUUUGGAACCAAACUCUAUUCUUAAUCCCAGAUCGACUGAAGAAAACGCCACUGCUCAUUUAUAGAUGGAUUCUCGUUUGAGUUCUUAAACUUGAUUCCUAUGGACCUUUCUAAAGGCAAGGUGGAUUAGAAGAAUUGCAUUCUUUACCUUAACACCAGUCUCCACCUUUUUUUUUUUGCUAUUCAGAAUAGCUGUCACUCAAAGGGCGUAUCUAAAGAAUAGAAAAAGAGAAUUGAAAAGGGAAAGCAGAGAUCCCAUUGUAGCAGUGUAGCUGCAUGCGAGUCCGUGGCCAGGCUGCCCAUACAUUUUAACCUAUACAAGUGCAAGCAGCUCAGCCAAUAUGGGACGGCAAUUCACACUGAGUCUUCUCAUCUUCUCUUCUAUGCUCCACCAGAUCUCUUGCUCUGGACUCUUCGAGUUGAAGUUGCAGGAGUUUGUCAAUAAGAAGGGUUUGGCUGGAAACAAGAACUGCUGCCGGCCCGGGACGUCCGGAGUGUCCGGUUCCCAGGGUUUGCAGCAGUGCGAGUGCAAGACCUUCUUCAGGAUUUGCCUCAAGCACUACCAGACCAGCGUGUCCCCGGAGCCCCCGUGUACGUACGGCAGCGCUGUCACUCCGGUCCUGGGGUCCAACUCCUUCAAUGUGCCGGACAGCAGCAGCUCGGAUCCGUCAUUCACAAACCCCAUCAGAUUCCCUUUCGGAUUCACCUGGCCUGGUACGUUUUCCCUUAUAAUUGAAGCAUUACACACAGACUCCCCAGAUGACCUGAGCACAGAAAACCCAGAUCGUCUGAUCAGUCGCCUUACUACCCAGAGGCACCUGACCGUGGGUGAAGAGUGGUCUCAGGAUUUACACAGUAGUGGCCGAACUGAGCUCAAGUACUCAUACCGCUUUGUGUGCGAUGAACACUACUAUGGAGAAGGUUGCUCUGACUACUGUCGACCCAGGGAUGACGCGUUUGGACACUUCUCCUGCGGUGAAAAGGGAGAGAAAGUGUGUAACCCCGGAUGGAAGGGCCAGUACUGCACUGAACCCAUCUGUUUACCUGGAUGCGAUGAACACCAUGGAUAUUGUGAAAAACCCGGGGAAUGCAAAUGCCGAGUUGGUUGGCAAGGUCGAUACUGUGAUGAAUGUAUCCGCUAUCCAGGAUGCCUGCAUGGAACCUGUCAACAGCCCUGGCAAUGCAACUGCCAAGAAGGUUGGGGUGGCCUUUUCUGUAACCAAGAUCUUAACUACUGUACUCACCACAAGCCUUGCAAAAAUGGAGCUACCUGCACCAACACUGGCCAGGGAAGCUACACAUGUUCCUGCCGUCCCGGGUACACAGGGUCUAACUGUGAGAUUGAAAUCAACGAGUGUGACACCAAUCCGUGCAAAAAUGGAGGCAGCUGCACAGACUUGGAGAAUAGCUAUUCAUGUUCCUGCCCACCAGGCUUCUAUGGUAAGAACUGUGAGCUCAGUGCCAUGACUUGUGCGGAUGGACCCUGCUUCAAUGGAGGGAGGUGCACAGAUAACCCAGAUGGUGGAUACAGCUGUCUCUGCCCAGUGGCCUAUUCUGGAUUCAAUUGUGAGAAGAAAAUUGAUUACUGCAGCUCAAACCCAUGUGCAAAUGGAGCUCGCUGUGAAGAUCUUGGAAAUUCCUACAUGUGUCAGUGCCAGGAGGGCUUCUCUGGGAGACACUGUGAUGAUAACUUGGAUGACUGUGCUUCCUUUCCCUGCCAGAAUGGUGGGACAUGCCAGGAUGGGAUUAAUGACUAUUCUUGCACCUGUCCUCCUGGAUACACUGGAAAGAACUGCAGCAUGCCAGUCAGCAAGUGUGAACACAACCCAUGCCACAAUGGCGCAACAUGUCAUGAGAGAAAUAAUCGAUAUGCGUGUGAGUGCGCCCGUGGCUACGGUGGGCUUAAUUGCCAGUUCUUGCUGCCCGAGCAACCGCAAGCCAACACAGUUGUUGUUGACAUUACUGAAAAGUACAUAGAUGGGCAAAAUGGACAGUUUCCAUGGAUUGCAGUGUGCGCUGGGAUAAUCCUGGUGUUGAUGCUUCUGCUAGGCUGUGCUGCUGUGAUUGUAUGUGUGCGGCUUAAAGUGCAGAAGAGGCGCCAUAUGCCCAGCGCAAGUCAUGGUGAGGCCAAGACCAUGAAUAACCUGACCAACUGUCAAAGAGAGAAGGAUAUUUCUGUGAGCAUCAUAGGCACCACCCAAAUCAAAAACACCAAUAAGAAAGUGGACUUUCUCAGUGAAAGUAACAAUGACAAAAAUGGUUACAAAACCAGGUACUCAUCUGUGGAUUACAAUUUGGUCCAUGAGCUGAAGCACGAAGACUCGGCAAAGGAGGAGCGUAGGAAAUGUGAAGCAAAAUGCAGCUCAAGUGACUCAGAUUCAGAAGACAUGCAUGCAGUACACCCAAAAAGCAAUUCAUCAGAAAGAAGGCGAGCAGAUUCUGUCUAUUCUACUUCGAAGGAAACAAAGUAUCAGUCAGUGUAUGUGAUAUCAGAUGAAAAAGAUGAAUGCAUCAUAGCAACUGAGGUGUAAUAUGGACGCUGUACAACAUAGGUUCAUGUCGUAUAUUCAGAGGUGACGCCCAUGUGAAUGCUGCUGAUGAAAGAGAAGAGGGACAUCCCUUAGUCGACUGCUGCUGAGACACUAAAUUCAGUCUGAGCUGGUUCUCUGCUGAAAUUAGCAAAUUGACUGCAAAACGGACACCCCCAAGCUAGUCUCCGUGUCCAAACACAAACUGUUGCACUGCCGUUUCUCCGUUGCACUAUGGACAGUUGCUUUUUUUUAAUUAUUAUUAUAAAUAUAUAUAUAUAUAUUUAAUGAAAGGACUUGUAUGUUAUGCAGAAGAACAGUGCACUGCCUGAGUAGUAUAUUUUGGAUUCUGAUGAGCCACUCCGUUGCUAAACUGCAGACAGACACUGCCUUCAUGUCUUUUUGAUACUGAAAGAUGUUUUUCUACUUGGUCAAAAAAUGUGUUAUUUUUUGGAACCUGUAAGACUAUUUUUACGAUAUUUGUAAAAUUUGAGUAUUGUACAUGUGAUGUUCAUUUUUAUAAUUUAAACUUUGGUAAAUAUGUACAAAGGCACUUCGGGUCUAUGUGACUAUAUUUUUUUGUGUAUAUAUAUGUAUUUAUGGAAUACUGUGCAAAUGGUAUUUGAUUUUUUUACUGUUUUUUUUUUUCUUGUUAAUGAAGGAAUUCCUUUUUUAAAGUAUUUUUCCAAAAUAAAUAAUAUUAAUAAUACA
This is a messenger RNA of Spea bombifrons (plains spadefoot toad), 3563 nucleotides long. RefSeq names its product delta like canonical Notch ligand 1 (gene DLL1). The transcript has 11 exons. Gene Ontology annotation, biological process: cell communication; heterophilic cell-cell adhesion; multicellular organism development. The record is from RefSeq and is a predicted model, not a curated record. Gene Ontology annotation, cellular component: protein-containing complex; plasma membrane. Lineage: Eukaryota; Metazoa; Chordata; Amphibia; Anura; Pelobatidae. The coding region runs from base 666 to 2855 and encodes 729 amino acids. Gene Ontology annotation, molecular function: calcium ion binding.